This is a messenger RNA of Osmerus eperlanus (European smelt), 1779 nucleotides long. Its product is annotated as probable E3 ubiquitin-protein ligase HERC4. NCBI's taxonomy places the organism in Eukaryota, Metazoa, Chordata, Actinopteri, Osmeriformes, Osmeridae. Gene Ontology annotation, molecular function: ubiquitin-protein transferase activity. The record is from RefSeq and is a predicted model, not a curated record.
UGAGAGAUGCGGUGUUGGGGAGACGGCUCCAACGGGCAGUUUGGCCGGUCAGCGAGGCAGAGUGUGUUGUCUCCCUCUGCAGGGCCCAUCUCUGUGAAGACGAGCCAGAUUUCAUGCGGGGAACAGCAUACUCUGUUUCUCCUGGAAGAUGGAACUGUUUUGUCAUGUGGUCACAAUUCAAAGGGGCAGCUUGGAAGACAGAAAGAUCAGGAUUCUAAAUCACCUGGACGCGUGGAGGGUCUGGGUGGUGUGGUGAGUGUCGCGUGCGGUCGGGACCACAGCGUGGCGGUGCUGUGCUCAGGGUGGGUGCUCUCCUGGGGGGCUGGAGGAGCAGGACAGCUGGGCAUCGACACCUCCGCCCCCCCCUCAGCCCCCAGGCCCCGGCCAGUACCUUUUCCUGAUCGAAUCCAGGUGGUUCAGGUAGCCUGUGGUGAUGCCCAUUCCCUGGCCCUGGCGUCAGGUGGAGAUGUGUAUUCCUGGGGUCUGAACAGCCACGGCCAGCUGGGCCUGGGGAAAGGCGUGUCCCUGCAGCCCUUCCCCACCCAGGUGCGCUCCCUGACUGGGGUGCCCGUCACCCAGGUGGCAGCCGGAGGCACCCACACCCUGGUCCUCUCCCUCCCAGGCCUGGUCUACUGCUGUGGGGAUAACCGGGCGGGGCAGCUGGGCCUCAACAGGGUGGACGAGAAGGGGCGCUUCAAUGUGUGUGAGGUUCCUGCACUCAGAUCUCUGGGGAUCAGCUUCAUCAGCUGUGGAGAUGCCCACACUACCGUCCUGACCAAGAACGAACGAGUUUUCAGCUUCGGAGAGGGGAGCAGAGGUCAGCUUGGUCACAACUCCACAGCCAAUGAGCAGAGCCCUAGACUGGUGGAGGGCCUGGUGGGAGUGGCCUCGCAGAUCACCUGUGGCAGGAGCCUUCGUUCCAUCUGCUGGACACACCGUCACACCGAUGACGACUUGGAGAACCUGGACAUGACCUACUCAGUGCACUGGGGCAACAGAAAAGUUGAACUUGACCCGAAGCAGCCAGGGAAACUUGUCACAAGUUCCAACAAGAGAGAGUUUGUUGAUGCCUAUGUCAACUAUGCUUUCAACCAAUCGGUGGAGCGGGUGUUUGAGGAGUUCAAGAGAGGUUUCUUCAAAGUGUGUGACAGGAAGGUGGUGGAUCUGUUCCAGCCUACGGAGCUGCAGGGGGUCAUGGUGGGGAAGGAAGACUAUGACUGGCCCAUACUGAGAGAGAGCUGUGUGUAUGAAGGAGAGUUCCACGCCUCGCACCCCAGCAUUGUGGCGUUCUGGGAAGUGUUUGAGGAGCUGACGGCAGAGCAGAAGAAAGCCUUCCUCUUGUUUCUAACAGGCUGUGAACGCGUCCCCAUCCUGGGUAUGAAAACUAUUAUUAUGAGGGUGUCGCCUCUCCUGAAUGCCAACGAACACCAUUUCCCAGAAUCCCUGACAUGCCACUUCCUGUUGCUGCUGCCUAUCUACCCAUCCAACCAGAUCCUCAAGGCCAGGCUGAUCGAGGCUUUGAACCACAACAGAGGGUUCUGGAAGGAAUGAGGCCUAUAUACAUUCUGAUGGUGAAAAUGCAUGAUUGCACUUACUAUUGUAGUUCAUUGUUGUUAUAGAGUGUGUUGGGACACGAAAUCCACCUUAAUUGUUAUGUGCAUUUGAUUUAUGAAUACUAGUGGGGCUUAUGAAUGAUCAGUUAUGAAGUUAUAUGUCUUAUGAAUACACAUAUUUAUGUUGCUAUCUUAACUAUCUACAUUAACAUUACACUCUAUUUAA